Centruroides sculpturatus (bark scorpion) is the source of this 549-nucleotide messenger RNA. Its product is annotated as cytochrome P450 3A21-like. Bases 1 to 549 code for a protein of 182 amino acids. Gene Ontology annotation, molecular function: oxidoreductase activity, acting on paired donors, with incorporation or reduction of molecular oxygen; iron ion binding; monooxygenase activity. NCBI's taxonomy places the organism in Eukaryota, Metazoa, Arthropoda, Arachnida, Scorpiones, Buthidae. The transcript has 6 exons. The record is from RefSeq and is a predicted model, not a curated record.
AUGGCACUUUUAGCGCAAACAACAAACAUUUUAUGUGCUGUACAAGACACUCAUGCUAUACAGAACUUAGCGAUGCACGGGAUACUGCUCAAUGUAGUCUCCAUUUUGAAGGUUUUUCUCACAAAACACUUCGAUUAUUGGUAUAAUCUUGGAAUCCCCGAAGUACCUCCAAUAAUUUUUACAGGUUCAAAAGGCUUAGAUUUCAGAACUCCAAUGGGAAAAUUAGAUCAAAAAUGGUACGAAAAAUACGGCAAAAUUUUUGGUAUUUAUGAAGGUUUUACUCCAGUUCUUAUGAUAGCAGAACCAAAGUGGAUAAGGAAUAUUUUAGUUAAAGAUUUUCAAUACUUUGUGGAUUUAAGAACCCCUCUAUUUGUCGAUCCUAUUAUAGAUAGGAUGCUUUAUGUACAAACUGGUAAAAAAUGGAGACAAAUGAGAGUGUUGAUAACUCCUACUUUUACUUUUAGUAAAAUAAAAAUGAUGACCAAUUUAAUUAUUGAAUGCGCCCAAACUUUAGCAGAGAAUUUGUUUGAAGUUGCUGAAGNCUUUUAG